AUGGCCAAUCGAGCUAUCGAUGACUUUGAUGAUGUCUACUAUGAAGGACAGUACUCUGCACCCCGGCCUGAAGAUCGUGAAAUAAGCAAGGACGAGGCUGUUCAUGCAAAAAUGGCGCCCUUUGCUUCCUCGAUCCCGGUAGAAAAUUAUGUUUAUCCACCGCAUAAUCCCAUGCUUGGGUAUGACCCCGCAACAAAUACCUCGAUGCCAAUGGGUUUAGACCCUGGGGGUAGUUUCCCUUACGAUCUCUCUACGCACCCGUCAUCUACAUUACCUUUGGGCUAUGGACUAGAUAAAAUUGCUUCCUUGCAACCACAAGCUUCCAGACCGGGGAAUAUUUCCGCAUACUCCACCACGCAAUCUGGAGAAUACAUCCCGAGCAUGUGCUGGGACCAGCCUCAUAUUCCUGGGGUUGUUACUUCUUCAGCUCAAGGUGCGCCUUCUCAACCUCUGGCCGCCAAUCGCAACGUUGGGCCCUCAACAGCCCAAGCUUCCCAAACCCAGCAGCACCAACAUGUCCCCCGGGCCUCGGUAUCAGCGUCCCAUCGGUUAAUUCAACCAAAAAAACUACCAGGAAAGAGCUAUACUUCGGCUAUCGCAAAAUCAGAAACUACCCGAAAAAACACGCCAUAUCCUAAUAUCUAUUCAGGAAGUGGAUUUGAUAUGAUGAGUAUCUUGGCCCGAGUGGUAUCACGACACGAUCCUAAAAUUGACCUUGGUCCGGUCGACCUCUCAUGCGCCUUCGUACUUUGUGACCUUACUCUAGAAGACCACCCGAUUGUCUAUGUUUCCAACGCGUUUGAACGGCUAACAGGAUAUACCGAAAGAGAGAUUGUCGGGAAAAAUUGCCGUUUUCUGCAAAGUCCAAAUGCUCAGGUUAAAAGAGGCGACCCUCGAAAAUUUGUCGACUCAUAUACGGUUUUACGUUUACGCUACGCAAUCGAGCAACUGUCGGAGCUUCAAGUAAGCAUCAUAAAUUACAGGAAAGGAGGACAGCCAUUUAUGAACCUGGUGACGAUGAUUCCAGUACACUGGGAUUCCAGGGACUACUUUGUGGGGUUUCAGGUCGAUUUGGUUGAGCGGCCGGAUGCUGUCACUAAGAGGAAUGCCGAUGGCACUUACAUGAUCGAUUAUCACCGGAGCCAACUACCGAAUUGUGCCAUGCCUUCGCUAGACAUGUACUCGGAUUACCGUGAUCCAGCCACUAAGUUUAGCCCAAGUCAAGUGUCAGUUGUACUUGACAGCGUUGUUAGAGGUCGACCGGUAGCCAGGAGUCAUCUGCAUCACAUAUUGGUGGAGAACACUGGCGAUGUGAUCUUUGUCCUAUCCUACGAAGGGGAAUUCCUCUAUCUGUCUCCCUCUUGCCGAACAAUGCUAGAAUACAAGCCAAGCGACCUCCUCGGCAAGACCCUAUCCACAGUCUGCCACCCGAGCGAUAUUGGGCCUGUCACUCGGGACUUGCGAGCCUGCACAUCCGAUGACCCUAUUAGCGUAAUAUAUCGUAUCCGGAGAAAGUAUAGCGGGUUCACCUGGUUUGAAAAUCAUGGAGGAUGGCAUAUUACCGAAAAAGGCCGACAAUUUAUGGUCCUAGUCGGCAGAAUCAUCCCCGUAUACUCGUCUAUUCAACUCGUGGACCUUGAGCGCGGCGGCCUAACGGAGAAUGACCUCUGGGCCAAACUAUCCUUGUCAGGGAUCAUCCUGUUCAUGUCCUCGAAAUCCCGCGCAGUCCUUGGACGUUCACCCGACGAUCUCAUGGGUAAAUGCAUACAAGGCAUCCUCGGAAGCGACAACUUGCCGCAAGAUUCUGGAAUCCAGCAAGCGCUAGAAUUCUCCCGUAACAACCAACAAACUACCUUCACACAUCAAAUCCGCCACCGGAAGGGCCAUGCCUUGACCACCCAUAUAACCCUAUACCCAGGAGACAUUCCAGAAGAUGACUCAAAACCCAACUUCCUCAUCGCCCACUUUCGCUUCCCAAAACCUGUCCAACCAUCAUUAAGGACAACGGCCAACCAGUCACGGGACCAAAGCAGAAGCCAAACCCCAGGUGAUACUGGGUCUGGAGAUGCACGCCAGCUGCAAGUGGCCGAAUCAACGCUUCACCUGAAACAUCACCCCAACUUUCCGCACCUAUUCACCAAGUCCUCUGCAACACUGGUCGCGCCCUCAUCUCUUGUCAGUGAACCCAGCUCCACCCCGGCCGCUGCCACCCAUCUUUUUGGAGAACUGAACCCUACCAGAGGCUCAAGCUGGUAUUUUGAGCUCCGCGAGUUGGAAAAGCAGAAUCGUGGAUUAGCAGAGGAAGCGCAGCGCCUUCUUUCAAGGAGAAGGAAAUGGAAGAGAAAACAGAGCGCUGCUGCCGUUGAGAAGAGUUGUGUUAUGUGUCAGACUAAGACGACGCCGGAGUGGCGACGGGGGCCGAGUGGGAAUAGGGAUUUGUGCAAUAGUUGUGGAUUAAGGUGGGCGAAGCAGGUGAGGAAUGCAGCACAGCUGGAGAAACCAGUUGCUGUGGCAUAG
Messenger RNA from Aspergillus versicolor CBS 583.65, 2517 nucleotides. It is a transcript of the gene lreA, whose product is annotated as GATA transcription factor LreA. Lineage: Eukaryota; Fungi; Ascomycota; Eurotiomycetes; Eurotiales; Aspergillaceae. The record is from RefSeq and is a predicted model, not a curated record. Gene Ontology annotation, cellular component: nucleus. The transcript has 4 exons. Bases 1 to 2517 code for a protein of 838 amino acids. Gene Ontology annotation, molecular function: zinc ion binding; protein binding; sequence-specific DNA binding. Gene Ontology annotation, biological process: regulation of DNA-templated transcription.